AUGAAAAAAGAUGUUUUUUCAUAGAGUGCAUUAUCAAACUGUGGAUUACAGAGCACAAUGGCAUGCAGGACGUGAACUUGCACUGGUUAGAUAAGGGCCAGUAAACAGAGAUGUGACUGCUGUCUGGGGAGCCCCAGAGCUGCAGACAGACAGAACCAGAGAAGUUAUACCAAAGAAACAUGAAUCUCCCACUAUGAGAAACACACUCCUGAGUUAGAGGGAUCCAGUACAGCCAUUUUCCUACUUUUGUUAGUAUAUUUGUGUGUGUGCAAUUAAACAAAUGCAUCCGUCCUCCUUACGGGUGUGUUUACCACUUAGAUGUUUUCUCCCUGACUUUGCUGCCCUGACCCAGAGAUCUCUCCCUCCUGCAGGGGGCCAGACCCACCUGUGCCACAGGACAUCUGGCAGUAGCCUCCAGGAAGACACUGGGAUCUGCCUUUUUCCCAUUGCUGGCAAGCAUUUCCCUCUGGUGAAGCUGCUGUGGUGAGGCUGGGUGGUGAAGCAACUCUCCAGGGCUUUAGUUUCAUGGUUUGUGCUGGCCAGGAGGUGUGUGUCCCACUGCCGUGUGUGCCCAGCUCGGAGCACGGCUUCUCCCUGUGACUCACAAGCCCAGGCAGAUUGCAGCUCCGGAGAUAAGUGGUUUAAUGAGCCUCAGCAGCAGGCAGAUGCUGUGAGGAGAGUAUCACAGAGCUUUAAGGAGUCCUCCUGCUGUCUCACAUACAAGACUUGGUUUUUGAAGUAACCAGGAAGUACGGAAUGUUCCUGGGUAAUUUAAUCUCUAAUACAACCCAUCGUUGUUUCAUUGGUGUACAAUUCUUGUCUAUGGGACUGCUUCUCUUUGGUUUUCUGCUUGUUUCCUAGCCUCAUAAAGCUCCCCCUGAUGCCACGUGUCUGUGUCGCAACAGUUACUCAAGUGUCAAGAUUUCCUGAUGCUGAACAUAUCACAGGCACUGCUGUGCUUUUGGUUUGUGCCCACUUGUCCAGCUUGUCAUCUCAUUUCAGAUCUGACAUGCCAGUGUUCAGCUUUUCUUCAGCCUUGGAGUCUCAGCCUUGCUCUGCAGGACAGCAGGACUCACUGUAACUUAGUGACUCUGCUCCCUUGUGCUCGUCCAGCCACACGGUUCCAGCAGUCUCACCAGCAACUGGCACAGGUCUCAGCUGUUUCAUGUAGCUCAUUCUGGGUGUGUAAAUGAUGUCAGAACACCUCGACCCCAUUCCCAGAGGUAAAAGGGAUUUUAUCCCAGGGUCUUUCCCCAUGGAAGUCAGCACUUCUACUACCUUGCAGUUCCUGUGCUGGAGGAGACAGUGACACUCCUAACUCACCUGUUAGGGUACGUUUGUAUGGCAGUGCUAAAACAGCAUGAGUGAGGAAGCCAGGGUAAGCUGCACUCCACUUUCCCAUGACAGAGAGAACCACAGAAGCCUCUAUCAUUAUUAAUAAGCAUCAGAGCAAAGUCGUCAAAGCAAUGCCACACACAUAACUCAGCUGAGCUGGAAACUUCUCAGUUCCAUGACCAGUUACUUGCAGUAGUAAACCCCUGACUUAGGAUAUUGUAAUGCAGAGUAGGAGACACUGAGGAAAUGGUAAAACACACUUGUGUGUGAGGAGUAUAUGAAAUACCUGGGGCAAAAAACAGACCAAGAAGAGAAUUUCUGCCCUGGCAGUGUGAGCCAGGCAGCCCAGCUGGCAGCCCCACCUGUGCCAAGACUCUCUGCCUGGGAUGCUCUGCCAUCAAAACAUGAGCUGCUUGGAUGAUGCAAGUGUGCAGCUCACACUGCAGCUGCACAUCGAGCUACCUGCACUGAAGGUAUUGCUCAACCACAUCCACAGCUCUUUUGAAAGCCACAGCUCUGUCCAAUGCCAGCCCUGGCUUGUUUGUCCUCCCUGCUCAUUUGCUGGAACUCCCUCAUGCUGUCCUCUGGUCACCUGUAAGGACAAACAGGGAUAAGUGGAGUAGAGGAACAGGGCAUCAGUGCAGAUUUUUGUGCCACAGAGAUGCACAGCAGGGGACAGGAUCCAAAUAUUUGCUCGUUUCACCCAUGUUUCUCACACUUAGAUCAAAACUAAGUUGUUCUUCUAUCUCACAGCUAUAUUUUGUGCUGCUGCUCCUAGAAAUCAGUCACUUCUCAUUGGUCUCCUGGAGGUCCUGCACUGGGGUGCAGGCAGUGCACUUGGUCUGGAGGUGGGGUGUGCAUGUACCCCCCUUCCUGUCAGUCAUACAGCCCUGGGUACUCCCAGCAAACCCUAGCCAGCGGGAGGGCCCAGCCUGCUUGUAUGGACAGUCGAGAAAGUGAAGUGUUUUAGUUCCUGGCAAACAACCUGAAGGCAAAAUCCUUCCUGUGUGUCUCCUGUGUUACAUCUGGACUGGCCAUUAUCAGUCCUUGUCCUGGUCAUACCCUCCUCCAGGCAUAACCCCAACUCUGCACCCCAGCAGUCCCUAUCCCCAUCCCAAGGAGAUCCCAGACAUAGGCACCCUGGUCCUUAUGAGAGAAGAGGGGCUGGAACCAACCCCCCCAGGACACCUUCAGCCCAGACACAGAUGCACAGCACAGCUUUCCUUGAGCAUUGGAGGGGACAGCUGCGGAUACCCCAGCAAGAGUGAUUUGGGUGUGUAUGUGCGUGCACAUGUGUGUCUGUCUGUCGGUCUUUUGUCUUUCUGGGUGCCUGCCUGACUCUCUCUCCACCUGCCCAUUUCUGCCUGCUUCCUUCCGUCUCUCUUCCUUUCUGCCUCUUCUUGCCAGUGCAUCUGUGUGUCUCUCUGAGCGGCUGCUUGCCUCUUUGUCUCUCUGGCUCCGAGCAUGUGGACGUGUGUGCCUCACUGUGAAUGCACUUGACCCUUUCUGCAUGUCUCUGCAUCCAUCUGUCUCUUUGUGUCUGUGUGACCUCGUCCAUAUGCCUGUGUAUGUUUGCAUGCUCCUUCUGCGUCCGUGUGACCCUCUAUUCCCCACACACAUCUCCCCCCACAUCCAGCCAUCCGUCCGUCUAUCCGUCCGUCCCGCCCGCUGCCCCGCCCGCUGCCACAGCCCUUCAGCACCGCGGCGCACGGACAGCUCCUGUCUCCUCCUGCCGCGGCGGCACCGCGCACCGCACCGCACCGCACCGCACCGCACCGCACCGCACCGCGCACCGCACACCGCACCGCACCGCACCGCACCGCACCGCACCGCGCACCGCACCGCACCGCGCCCCCUCCCCGCCGGAGCGCUCCGCCCCGCGCCCCCUCCGCGCCGCGCUCCGCCCCGCCGUACAUAAGCGCCGGCACCGCCGCCGGUCCCCCUCCACCGCCAUGAGCUACAGCGCGGAGCCGGCGGCGCUGGCCGCCUCCUAUCGCCACCUCUUCGCGGAGGCCCCGCGGCGCCCGGAGAUGCUGGCGGGCCGGUGGGCGCGCCCGGGCGCGGAGCCGGAGGCGGUGUGGGAGCGCGGCGCGGAGCCGAGGCGGGCGCGGGGCAGCGAGAAGGAGCAGCUGCAGGGCCUCAACGAGCGCUUCUCCGGGUACAUUGAGCGGGUGCGGGCGCUGGAGGAGCGGAACCGGGCGCUGGCGGCGGAGCUGGCGGCGCUGCGGCAGCGCUCGGACGAGCCGCGCCGGCUGGGGCAGCUGCUGGGCGGGGAGCUGCGCGCCCUGCGCGCCCGGCUGGAGGAGGCGCACGGGGAGCGGGCGCAGGCGGCGCUGGAGCGGGCGCGCCUGGCCGAGGAGACGCAGCGGCUGCGGGCGCGCUGCGAGGAGGAGGCGCGGAGCCGCGCCGAGGCGGAGCGGGCGCUGCGCUCCCGGCAGCAGGCGGCCGAGGCGGCCUCCCGAGCCAGCGCCGAUCUGGAGCGGCGGGCGGCGGCUCUGCAGGAGGAGCUGGCGGCGCUGCGCAGCGCCCACGCCGAGCAUCUCGCCGAGCUGGGCGCCGCGCUCCCGGCCGCGGCCCCGCCGCCGGCCCCGCGGCCCGAUCUGGCCGCGGCGCUGCGGGAGCUGCGCGCUCAGUACGAGGCGCUGGCGGCCCGCAACCUGCAGGCGGCCGAGGACUGGUACCGCGCCCGCUGCGCCCGCCUGCACGAACGGGCGGCCCGCAGCCAGGAGGCCGUGCGCGCCAGCCGCCGAGAGGCCGGCGAGUGCCGCCGCCAGCUCCAGGCGCGCCUGGUGGAGAUGGAGAGCCUGCGCGGCGCUCACCAGUCCCUGGAGAGGCAGCUGCAGGAGCUGGAGGAGCGGCACAACGCCGAGGCCGCCGGCCUGCAGGACACCAUUGGACAGCUGGAGGAUGACCUGCGAAACACCAAUGAGAUGGCUCGGCACCUGAGGGAGUACCAAGACCUGCUCAAUGUCAAGAUGGCCCUUGAUAUCGAGAUAGCUGCCUACAGGAAGCUACUGGAGGGAGAGGAGACCCUCUUCAACAUGGGAAGUGGUGGCCUUCCAUCUCUCAAUUCCCUCCCCAGCCCCACUUACUCCUUCCAGCCAAAGAGCUUUAGUUCCUCUACUCUGUCCUUCAAAGAGGAGGAGCAAGGAGAGGUUAUUAAAGUGACCUCUAAAAUAUCAUCCAGCAGGGCUGAGGUGAUUGAGGGGACCAUAACCUCUGUCAAGAAAAGAGGGAGGUUAAACCUGCAUGGAGGAAUCCUUGCCAAUGCAAAGAUGUAACCAUCAGGACCCUGUUCACAAGCAUUUGAGGGGGAACAGUCUCCACUCGGCCUUGAAAUUGCUCCUCUGGGCACAAAGCCACACUGGGCUCGCAGGAAGCCUCCCUUAAUAACACAAAACCCCCCCAGGGACACCAACCCAGGGAUGGCUUCCUUGCAGGUCCUGCCACUCAGAGGCCGAGCUUGGCACAUUGCUCCCUUUUAAAUGGGGUGGGGGCACACAGGACAGGUAGCUAGAGAUGCAUGUUGGUCAUUGUGGUGGUGGCACAUGGACUCGUAACACGCUCCCUCCCUCCUCCUGCGGCAGGCGAAGGGCAGCCAGCUGGGAAGGCUGCUGAUCCAGCUCUCCGGGGAGGGGAGGGAAACAACUCAACAUGUUUACUGUAGUAGUUUCAUCAAUUAUCCAAAUCCAUGUACAGCUAAACUCUACCCCACUCCUCAAACUGUAGCCACCCACUUUUAACCCUAGAAGCACAGGAAUAGCCAUACUGGACUGUAACCGCACCUGACAUCUGAUCUCAGCCACGUAUGUUUUGAACUAUAGGGAAUGUUACUCUUUCUUUGUACUGACAAGUCUUGUUUUCUGACAGCACUAGUCAAGCCAGGCAUGUGGGGUGUAUAAGCAGCAGGCACAGGGCAGAGAACUGCUACACUGGAGGUGAAGGCACCACCAUGCUGCGGGGUGCAGCACCUCAUGUGGUAUCACUGUAUCCCAAAUAUGAGGGUCUGAGCCUUGUUAGGCUGCACAGCCUUCACAUGAAAACCCUGUGCCUAGAUUAGCAUCGUGCCCCAGCCAGCACUGGGAAGCUGCAGGACUCCUGAACACCAGCCCGCAAAGCAUCCUUGUCUCCGCUCUAACUGUUCCAAGGUGUGCCAAAUUUGACAUAGGAUUUAACAACCAUAGGUUUCCUUCAAUGCCUUAAAUUGCCAGCGAUCGCUUUUGCAAGAGCCGGAGACGCCGCGCGUUGUGUGUCAGUGCCCUGCAGGUUAUCAGCACCAGCCCUCGCUGCCCUUGCGGUGCUGCCAGAGUAGUUCCUGGAACCAGCAAAUUGUUUGCUCGCACUCUUUCCUCUUCUAUUGUAAGGCACAAGUUAAUAAUUAAAAAAAGAAAUAGUUGUGUGGAUCAAA
This is a messenger RNA of Motacilla alba alba, 5743 nucleotides long. It is a transcript of the gene INA, whose product is annotated as internexin neuronal intermediate filament protein alpha. Gene Ontology annotation, biological process: intermediate filament organization. Gene Ontology annotation, cellular component: postsynaptic intermediate filament cytoskeleton; cytoplasm; intermediate filament. Lineage: Eukaryota; Metazoa; Chordata; Aves; Passeriformes; Motacillidae. Gene Ontology annotation, molecular function: structural constituent of postsynaptic intermediate filament cytoskeleton. The record is from RefSeq and is a predicted model, not a curated record.